AUGGAAGAUUGCAGUCUGUACCCGUAUGGAGAAGGAGAUGUGACCCUCAAUACAGACAACGUACCUGUCAACCUUGGCAACAGCUACAAUUACUUCGGCAGGAAGUUCGACACCGUUUACAUUAGCAAGGACGGUGUUGUUGGGCUCAACCCGGACGUCAAGUAUGAAGAAGUUCGUUUUCAAGAUGGCAGCCGUGACCCCGACCAUGACCUUUCCUUUCUGGCGCCGUUCCAUUUUAAUGGAAACAACAUCACAAGUGACUCGGAGGGGAAGAUCUACUACAGACUAUAUUACAGCAACACCACUGAAGACCAAGACUUCCUGACCGAGCUACGGUACUACAUGCUGAAUGCUACAGUUGGUAAUUUGCCGUUCGAGCCGGCUGUAGCUUUAGUGGUCACGUGGGAGAACGUCACAGCCGCGUCUCAGCCGUGUGAAUGUCAGAGAGCAACAUUCCAAAUGGUCCUUGUUGCCUGCUCACUCAAUACUUUCAUUAUCUUCAACUACAACGAUAUAAGUUUGACGAUAGAGCAGUUUUACCAGGCGGGUAUAAAUGGAGGUCAUGGAGUUGGAUGGACGAGUGUGUGUACCGGAUGUAACCUCAUCGACCUGCCGUCUACAAGAGGAAGUGACGUCACAGGCAGAUUCAUUUUCCGAGUGUCGAAAGAUCAACUUGAACGUUCAGGCUGCACUAUCGAUGGAAGUACGCUACAAAUUCUCCCAAAAUAUGCCGGCAUGUUUGGAGGGGAACUUCUGGACAUUUCCGGUCCGUGUCUGGACGACAUCAACGUGUCCGUCAUGUGUCGGUUCGGGAGUGGUGAGAGUUCAGUAACCUCCGAGGGGUUCAGGUUUAACUCCAUGAGGUUGAAGUGCCCUGUGCCGAGACUCACGGGGAGAGGACCAGUACCGGUGGCUGUGUCCGUGGACGGUGGGAGCACCUUUACAGGAGAUGGAACCAUCUACAGAGCAACAUUCCAAAUGGUCCUUGUUGCCUCCUCACUCAAUACUUUCAUUAUCUUCAACUACAACGAUAUAAGUUUGACGAUAGAGCAGUUUUACCAGGCGGGUAUAAAUGGAGGUCAUGGAGUUGGAUGGACGAGUGUGUGUACCGGAUGUAACCUCAUCGACCUGCCGUCUACAAGAGGAAGUGACGUCACAGGCAGAUUCAUUUUCCGAGUGUCGAAAGAUCAACUUGAACGUUCAGGCUGCACUAUCGAUGGAAGUACGCUACAAAUUCUCCCAAAAUAUGCCGGCAUGUUUGGAGGGGAACUUCUGGACAUUUCCGGUCCGUGUCUGGACGACAUCAACGUGUCCGUCAUGUGUCGGUUCGGGAGUGGUGAGAGUUCAGUAACCUCCGAGGGGUUCAGGUUUAACUCCAUGAGGUUGAAGUGCCCAGUGCCGAGACUCACGGGGAGAGGACCAGUACCGGUGGCUGUGUCGGUGGACGGUGGGAGCACCUUUACAGGAGAUGGAACCAUCUACGUUGUUCUGCCGCUACGUCUCCCUAACGCAAGUCUAGAACUGGGCAAGGGGUGGUACGAUGUCACACCCUCAGAACUGAAUAUGACGUGGGACCCACUCGAGAUGACCUCUGAUCCAGAUGCUAAGGUGGACAUUACGCUCGUGGGUUACAGGGAGACAAAGACAGAGCUCAUCUGGAAGACUUUGAGGGUCAUAGCCUCCUCUGAAAACAACACCGGAAACUACAGCUUCCGCACCGCAGAGCAUCAGUGUCAACCAGCUGACUGCCAGCUGUUCGAGGUGGCCAUCAUCGAGGUACAGCUGCAGAAGCCGUACCACGCCCUGGCCACGUCAAGAGUAGUUAUGUCCCCUGAUGACGCUGUCACUAUUGGCUGGUUCGUCAAGAAUGCAAUGACCACACAGUACGGAUCCAACUGGUCACCGCAGCUCUGUACACAAUGGUCAAACAGGGACAUGGUGGAGUCGUCCUGGAUGAACCAACUCUUGUAUUGUCCGUGCAAUCUUGGUCAAGCGUUGGCAGACUUCGGCCGCUGGCAGGCUGACCUCGGCUGUAACAUAUGGUCUUUCAGUAGCAGCAACUGUUUCUAUCACAAGGGGGCUGUCCACUGUGUGAGGUCAUUCCUGCCAACAUCUACAGGGGCGGGCAACCAAUGUUGCUAUGGCAGUGAUGGCGUGCUGAAGUACGCCGCCGACACCUACCAAGGCAGCACCCCCGACCGCAGCCACGACUGGGGCGCCGCCCCCUACAACAAACCCGACUUUGUGCCGUAUUUCUCCCACUGGAUACAUGACGUGGUCACAUUCUACUACUGCUGUUUGUGGACCGACAACAGUAACUGCGAUGACUAUAUGGCAAGGCGGCCUACUCGCGACUGUAACGGGUACCGCCCUCCUCAAGCAGCCAUGGCUUACGGAGACCCCCACAUCAUGACAUUUGACGGAAAGCUGUACAACUUUGGAGGCAAGGGAGACUACUACCUGGUAAAGUCGACCCAGUUUUCUCUCCAAGGGAAGUUCGACAUAGGAGAACAGAACCAUGCUGACGGUAACAGCGUCAACGCCACCGUGUUGACGUCAGUUGCUAUGUUGGGGGUGUCUGGCCCCAGAGUGGAGAUACGUCUCGCUCCCCCGGGCUCAACAGUGGCAGGCGUCUCGAUGUCUUUGUGGAUGGAAAGUGGUGUGUCUGUCAUCAACGUUGCUACCGACCCCGACAACAACCUCCACGACAACUUCACCGUCAUCAUGCAGUCGGGAGUAGGGGUGCAGGUCGCGGCGUCAAACAGACUCCUUCACGUCAUCGUCAACAUGCCGCCCAGCUUCAAGAACAUGACGUCAGGCCUGAUGGGGACGUGGAAUGGAGACAUGUAUGAUGACUUCACAGCCAAGAACGGAGACAUGAUAAAUGCCACAUCAUCAGCGGAGAACAUUUACCAGGCAUUCGGAACAACAUGGGACGUGCCAGAAAGAGAGUCCUUGUUCUCGUACCACGACAUGGCGGACAUACAGUUCGUCCCAGUUUUUGCAGCUCCUCAGGGUUCAAAUAUUGCGGAACAAGACCUCAACUCUACUUGUGGGGCAAAUGCGCAGUGCCGCUUUGACUACACAGUCACAAGCAACGUGGACAUUGCGAACGCAUCCAAGAUUGCCUCUGGCUGGUUCACUGAGCUUAAGAGUUUCCAACAAACCAGUGAGACUUGCGGCCUCCUCAACGUGCCGUACUCGUUAAAAGAUAACUACAACUACAACCUCAACAGCACCGUCACCAUCACCGGCUGCCGCAACAUGGGCCUCCUCCGCGGCGAGACGACCUACACGUGUACGAGGAGUGAUACUGGUGGACUGGCGUGGAGUCCUGACGUCACGGCCGAGUGUAGCACUGGAAGUCUCUACCCUUUCGGCCGGAAGACUGGAGACAUGACCCUACAGACAGACACCAACCUUCCAAUAUACCUCGGGUACGACAUCAACGUCUUCGGCAGAAAGUACGACACCGUCUACGUGAAUAAAGAUGGGAUUGUUGGAUUUGAUUCAACGGUCCGAUAUGAGGAGACCUAUUUCAAUGACACUACCCGUGAUCCGAGUAUGGAUUUACCAUUUGCUGCGCCGUUCCAUUUCUCUGGGAGAAGUAUCAUAGAAGACGAAGGAAAGGUGUAUUACAGAUUAGCGUUCUCCAAUACAAGCGAGGCAUUCCUCAAGGAGCUCCAAACGUACAUGCUGGAUGCCACGAUUGGCUGGGAACCAUUUGAACCUGUGGUGGCGCUGGUUGUCACGUGGUAUGACGUUGUGGACGGUGCCCAGCAAGGGUGCAAGGCAACAAACACCUGCAAGACGGCCAUGUUCCAGAUGGUCCUCGUUGCCUGCGAGAUGCACACACUCGUGGUCUUCAACUACCUCUCUAUGGAUAUCCCUGUCCAGCAAUUCUAUCAAGUAAUUAACAUAUCAAACACGCAUCUAUGGAUACACAUUCCUGUCUUCAGCUACCUCACUAUGGAUAUCCCUGUCCAGCAAUUCUAUCAAGCUGGUAUAAAUCAAGGUCAUGGUCUGGGAUGGACGAGCGUAUGUACCGGAUGUAGUUUUGCUGACCUUCCCAACACGAGAGGAAGUGACGUAAUUGGAAGGUUCAUAUAUCGUAUAUCAAAAGAUACGCUUGAGAUCGGCGGUUGCUUAAGGGACAGAGAUUUACAGAUUCGUCCAAAGGUAGCCGGGAUGUUCGGGGGGGAACUUCUGGACAUAUCCGGUCCGUGCCUGAAUCAAAGCGUGAAUGUCAUGUGUCGGUUCGGGAGCGGCGAGACUUCAGUAACCUCUGAGGGGUUCAGGUUUAACUCCAUGAGGUUGAGAUGUCCAGUUCCAAGACUUGCAGGAACAGGUUUUGUCCCCGUAUCUGUGUCUAUAGAUGGUGGUAAUAAUUAUACUGGGAGUGCAGAUAUCUAUAUUGUCGUGUUAGGAAAGCUGGAGCUGGUUGCUCCGGGCGGAAGUAACCCCUGGAGAGAGGUCAACCCGCCCAGCCUCACUAUGAGAUGGGAUCCGGUUGCCUUGUCAAAAGAAGAGGGGGUACUCGUGGAGAUCAGAGUGGUUGGGUACAGGGAGGAUGGAGACCAGAUAAACUGGAAGACUCUGAGUAUCCUCUCAUCUGAAGCAGCCAACUCAGGCGAGUUCACCUUCACACCCUCGGACCACCAGUGUCAGCCGGAAGACUGUGCAGUGUAUGAGAUCGGUUUUGUGGAGGUGGAGCUGAAAAGGGAUUUCCGCACACGGGCCAACACUAAACUAGCAGUAAAAUCAGGGGUAACUCCUUUAGGAUGGUUCGUGAAUAGCGCCAUGAGCAGGCUCCAUGGCUCCAACUGGGCUCCUCAGCUUUGUACCUCGUGGUACAACAAGGACAAGGUGAACAUGACGUGGAUGGACAAGCUGUUGUACUGCCCAUGUACCCUCUCCCAAGGACUGUCCGACUUUGGCCGCUGGCAGUCUCAGUCUGGGUGCAACAUAUUCUCAACCAGCCCCGACAACUGCUUCUACCACAAAGAGGCUGUUCACUGCGUCCGCUCCCUCCAGCCAUCAUCUACAGGAGCAGGAAAUCAGUGUUGCUACGGCAAAGACGGCCUGCUUAUCUACGCCGCCGACACCUACCAAGGCAGCACCCCCGACCGCAGCCACGACUGGGGCGCCGCCCCCUACAACAAACCCGGCCGUGUACCCUCAUUGUCUCACUGGAUCAAGGAUGUCGUCACCUUCUACUACUGUUGUCUGUGGACGGAGUACAGCCACUGUAAUUACUACAUGGACCAGCGGGCUACCCGGGACUGUAACGGGUACCGCCCUCCUAAGGCAGCAUUUGCGUACGGCGACCCCCACAUGAUGACAUUUGACGGAAAACUGUACAACUUUGGUGGCAAGGGAGACUACUAUCUUGUAAAGUCGGACCAGUUUUCUCUUCAAGGGAAGUUCGACAUAGGAGAACAGAACCAUGCUGACGGUAGCCGCCUUAACGCCACCGUGUUGACGUCAGUGGCCAUGUUGGGGGUGUCUGGCCCCAGAGUGGAGAUACGUCUCGCUCCCCCCGGGCUCAACAGUGGCAGGCGUCUCGAUGUCUUUGUGGAUGGACAAAUGAAGUUGUUUGAUGCUUCGGCCAUGUUUAAGCAAACAUUCAGCGGUGGUGUCUCUGUCAUCAACGUUGCUAUCGACCCCGACAACAACCUCCACGACAACUUCACCGUCAUCAUGCAGUCGGGAGUAGGGGUGCAAGUAGCGGCGGUAAACAGACUCCUUCACGUCAUCGUCAACAUGCCGCCAGCCCUCAAGAACACCACUUCUGGUUUGAUGGGCACCUGGAACGACAUGGUGGCUGACGACUUCACCCCGAAGAGCGGAGGUGUCGUCGAGAUCGGGGCCCCGAAGGCCGACGUCUAUCAAUUAUUUGGCAAAACAUGGAACGUGCUGUCAAGUGAGUCAUUGUUCAAGCAUCAAAACGCCGCCGACAUGAACUUCAUCCCUAUCUACGAUGCUUCCCAGUUACCCCAGGGGACGGGUGUCACCGAGGUCGAACUUGCCACCGUCUGCGGGAUGGACGCUCAAUGUCGGUUUGACUACGUCGUUACAGGCAGUUCAGUUGUGGCCGCUGCUUCGAGGCAGGCUGCCGGAUGGUUUACUGACAUCAAGAGCUUCCAACAACCCGCUCAGUCCUGUGGCCUGCUUAACGUACCCUUUGCAACAAAAUCCAGCCGUAACUACACAUAUGGAAACACUGUGACCGUCACCGGCUGCCGUAACAAGGGCACAGUGAAAGGGGAGACAACUUAUCAGUGUUCCAUGAGCACCAACAACGAGCUCCGAUGGACGCCUGACGUGACGGCAGAGUGUGUUGUAAUGGAUGACAAGAAGGCUGAAUAUACAGGUCCAGACAACGUCGCGGCAACUGUUGGCAUCAUCGUUACCGGUUCUCUGGUUUCCAUCAUAAUCAUCGUAGUAGUAGUCGUACGCGAGCGCCGGAAAUAUAGACGACAGGGUCUUUUGAAAAAGAAGAGAACCAUGUCUUGAUCUGGCAUCAGGCUGAUUGCAAGACCAACGUUUGUAACCAUGUAUGCGAAUAGGAAAAGACGUUGUGAAUACUGUCUGUUGGCGAGCUGUCUCCACAACAACCUUCAAGUCACCAGAGGUGGUGUAUGAACUGACCCUGAAAUGCUGUGAACCUAGGAAGUUUUUUCUGUAUAAUUUUCACCACGAUUUGCUUGUUACGUUUUCGAAUCUGUUUUGUCCGGUCGUUCUCUUGAAAUGACAUUUUCGUUUUGAAUGUGUCUGUGUAAGUUAUAUCAUACUCUAUUGAAAAAGGUUCAGGGUCACAAAUAUUUUAGAAAGUUAUUUUGUAGAGAAGAUGACAACAUAAUUACAUAAGGAUAUUAACCAACACAGUCAUGAUCCCUAACAUUGCUUGUACAGUAUAUUUUGGUUGGAAAUGUGCAAGUACGUUAUACUUCCACUAGGGGAAACCUGUCCUCGGAGGCAUGUGCUUUUGUUCCAGUUAUUGUUCACUAUCUCCACUUCUUGAGAUACAUAAAACAUAUUUACCGAAAUAAUUGUAAUACACGAAAUGGGGUUGGAAGAUGAUAAGCAUCUUUUCGACUCUUUGUCAAAGACAUUAACCGGCAGGAAUCCGUUUACUGGGUGUUAAACACAAUACUCAACAAGUCAUAACAAUGAUGACAUUGACAAUUGUAUUGCUCAGAUAUUUUAGAAACACGUCAGCGAAAUAAUAUACAACAUUACUUAAAACUUCGGUGUGAGAUGUGAUAUAUGAAUUUGUGAAAAUGAAUCAUAUGUAAUAGAACGCUAAAAUAUUGUUUGAUCGGCAUUUUAGAAGUUGGCGUGUCCGAAAUGAAGCAUGCAACCUUUGAUUACCAGUUUAGCUUGAUAAGGGUGUCAAAAUCUACAUCGAAACGUCGCUUGAUGCAAUACACAAGAAGUUGUCAUCCAUAAAGUUGUAUGAUUCAUUCUUAACGCUGAAAUAUAUAAACAUAUGUGAUUUGUUCUGGUUGCCUUUAUUACAUACUAACUACUUUUCUAUAUCCUAGAUUUGUAAUGAUUCUUCCACAUAUAUGCCAGACUAUACAUUACAAACAUUUGUCGCAUGCAGCACUUGUAAUGUCGAGCUCGCCCCUGCAUUGAGGUUUUUGGGAAUGUGUUUUCGUGUGGCACUGUUAAACUUUCACCAUCAUGUGUGAGCGAAUAUGUGAAUCUCGAUACGAUUGCUUCAUUAUAAAUAACACACUCUCAUAUUUAAUCAGAUAUUAAAAAAGUAUUUUAUACAUAUAUGUUUCAUUGUUUGGAAAAAUAAAUAAUCAUUUUAAAGAUAACACAA
Molecule: messenger RNA, 7834 nt
Organism: Haliotis rubra (blacklip abalone)
Lineage: Eukaryota; Metazoa; Mollusca; Gastropoda; Lepetellida; Haliotidae
Exons: 36
Coding region: 1-6516 (2171 amino acids)
Biological process (GO): cell-matrix adhesion
Source: RefSeq, a predicted model, not a curated record